Messenger RNA from Pocillopora meandrina, 2457 nucleotides. The record is from the annotation of a GenBank genome assembly. Lineage: Eukaryota; Metazoa; Cnidaria; Anthozoa; Scleractinia; Pocilloporidae.
AUGUCUCAAUUGCCUGCUGCGGUAGUGAAAUUAAACAUCGACGAAGUGCAAAAUUUAUUGCAGCAGGAUGGAGUGGACGUGAAUGCAAGAGACAGCCAUGGUAAUACAGCAUUACACCUAACAAAUAAUAUAUCGAUAGUUUCGCUGUUUAUAAACGCGGGUGCCGACCUAAACUUGCAGAACGAAGAUGGAGACACCCCUCUCCACAGGUCAUUUGUUCUAGAUCAGGUUAUGUUCAAAGAGUUCUUAUCAGAUCAUCGCAAAUUUUUAGAAUUGGUCACCGUGUUGUUAGAGGCUGGGGCAUCCCCAAACAUACAGAACAAACAUGGUUAUAACAUUCUUCAUUCUUUGUUUGUCUACGGCGGUAUUGCUGGGCUCUGCUUCGAGGCCUCGUUGAUUUACGAGUUCAUCGCCCUUCUUCUCAAAUUCAAUGUGGAUGUGAAUAUGCCAGAUUAUGAACGUUGCACUCCAUUGCAUCACGCCGUAGAAGAACGAAAGGUGCUCAAUGCUGAGCUGCUUAUGAGAUCAGGGGCUCAAAUUGAUGCUCGAGAUUUCCGCGGAAUGACAUCGUUACAGCAUUUGUUUCAAUCCGAUGACGAAGAAAUGAUCCAGCUUUUAUUGCAAAGCCAAGCUGAAGUGAAUGCACAAGAUGUUUAUGGACGUACAACUCUAUCUAUAGCAACAGAAGCUGGAAACCAUGUUAUGGUCCGAUUGCUUUUAGAGGAUCCUCGCAUCUCCAUCGACCUUGCUGACAAGAACGGUAUUACUCCUCUCCACCUUACAGCUGCCUUUAAACGCGUCGACAUCAUCGAAAUGCUCAUCCAAGCCUCCGCCGACGUGGAUGCGCAAGAUUAUCUAAACAGCACCCCUCUUCAUUACGCUGCCUAUGGAAGAACACCAGAAAUUGUUACUCAGUUAUUAGAGGCAGGUGCGAACGACAAGCUUGCAGACAAUGCUGGCUGGCUUCCAGUACAGUAUGCGUUGUCCAGGCACUAUUACCACACUGCUUUGAGAUUUGGCCGGGAAUUUCUUGUUGAUGUUGCGAACAAUGCAAAGCGCGGUGUGACAGUUUCAGGUGCUUCAGUUGAUAAUGUCAACGCUCAAAGCCUUCCAGCUGACGAUAUAUUAAACAUAGUUGUCGCUGCGUCAAACAUAUACUCAAAAGAAUUUGACUCGUCCGUGGUACCUCGAGAUUUGUUGGAUUUUAUGAGGGAGAAAUCUGCUGGGGAUAUUCCUGACUAUCUGCGCGAUAUGCACAUGGUGGAAGGAGUUGGUCUGGUACCCACGGAUUCGGUAGAAGUUGAUAGAAUUAGGCAGAGUGUAGAAGAUUUCAUGACUAAGUGGGCAGAGGAAAUAGCCAAAAUUGACAAGAGGUUCAAAGGCAAUUUGAUACCUUCUGGGAGUGUCUAUGAUGGAACGAGAGUUGGAGAUCCCGACGAAUUUAACUACAUGUUACUUCUCGAAGAUCUUGGCCGAAUGUGCUCGGUCACGUUCGAUGAAGACACUUUGUACAAUGAGGUGGUAAUUUACAAGAAAUUUAAUGAAUCGGGAGUGUAUGAGGACUUUUUUGAUGGAGAUCAGUUAGACAGUAAUAGUGUUAUGACCAAGUUUGUGAAUGAAGCCAGACAGGCAUUAGCGCGCCUUGCGGACCACACUCCGGCACCACUGGAGAUCUACAUCAAGGGCCUCACAAAAGACACCUUAGUUGAGAAUACAUGGACACUCAUAGGAACUGUCACAUGUAAUCUGGAGUUAAAGUGGGCUGGUUUGCAUUACAAGCAUUUGAUUAUUACCGUAGACCUGGUUCCUGCCAUUCCAGUGCCUCAUUGGCCUCUCAUAGCACGAAAAACGAGCAGAUUAUUGACAGACGAUAUCAAAUCUCGCGGCUGUCAUUUAGUUCCAAAGGACAGCUAUUGGAGGUUGUCGUUUUCUUUGCCUGAGAGUCUGAUAAUGGCCGGCCUAUCACAGGAACAGAAGUGUGCAUUUAUUGGCGCCAAAAUUGUUCUACACCCAGCUGUGUCUUGCAAGAUACUUGUAUAUGAUGAUGUUGAUCGCGUGUCCGUUGACGAAAACAAAGAAGGAUAUGAGUUUUCAGAGCAAGAAGAAGAAGACCUCGCCGGUGAUGCACAUCUCGCCAGUGAUGCUCAUGACAAAGAAAGAGAUUUUGAGCAUGUCAAGACCCUUCAACCUUUCGACAUUUUGUCGACCUACUUGAUCAAGAACUUGUUUUUUAAUUGCAUUGAAGAAAACGCGAAAGAAACAAGUGGAAAGACAAUCACAACAAGCCAGAUUUUUAGCAAACUGAUGGAGUUCUUGAGGGAAUCUCGCCCAAUUCCAUAUUAUUUUAUCCCAAAUCAAUAUUUCUCGGGAAUCGAUGAAGGUUCUUUAUUAGAAGAUAAUGGACGUGACAUUGUGUUAGUAGCUACCGUGAUCAACUCAAUACUAAAUGAAGGUUGA